AUGGACUCGCGAAUCAAUACAGUGAAAAUAUUUAGCUCUUUAUUCUUUUUCUGGCGCAUUUUGGGUUUCACCACCAGCUGCAAUAAGUACCUCAUCGGCCUCUAUGAUGUAUUUGUGACCAUAGUCGUCACUUUCGCCUUUCCUGCGCAUUUACUUCUGGGCGCAAUAUUUACUGACGAGCGAGAGGACAUUUUCAUCAAUUUAGCAAUUGGCAUUUCCGCAAUUGCCUGCACAAUUAAACAUUUCAUGCUACGUCCGCACUUACAACGAAUUGUUGCUUUGAAUAAAACUCUCCAACAAUUAGAUGAACGAGUGCGAAGUGAUGAGGACACCCACUACUACAUAAAAUAUAUGCGCAACCGUUCAGUUUUUAUGAUGCUUUUCUACGUCUACGUUUACUUCUCGGUGGGCGUCAUGGCGGUGCUUUCAGCUUUGUGGACUGGAAAAAUACUAUACCCCGCAUAUGUGAUCGUAGACUGGCGCAGCACGACGUGGAAAUAUUUGGUGGUAAUGCUUUAUCAAUCGUACGGCUUGAAUAUGCAAAUCAUACAAAAUCUCACCAACGAUACUUAUGGGCCAAUAGUUUUAUGCCUACUCGCCGGCCAUGUGCACUUGCUCUCCAGGCGUGUUGCGCGUAUAGGUCAUGAGAUCACAAGCGAAACGGAUGAAAACUACAGAGCACUUGUGAUUUGCAUUGAGGACUACAAACUGCUGAUGAGCACAACCAAGCGCGUGGAAAGCAUCAUUUCGAGCAGCUACAUGGUGCAGUUCACUGCAGUUGGAAUUAAUGUCGUGGUUGGUCUAGUAUAUCUGCUUUUCUAUGCGGAUAAUAUCUUCGCUUAUGGCUACUAUAUUUUUCAUAUUUUGGCCAUAAUGAUCGAAAUUUUCCCUUGCUGCUACUAUGGCAGUUUGGUGCAGGCGGAAUUUCAUGCGCUGUCGUAUGCCAUUUUCACCAGUAAUUGGUUGACACAGCCACGCCCCUACCAUCGCAAUCUUAUUACGUUUGUGGAGCUAUCUUUGAUGGAUGUCACAGUAACGGCGGGCGGCAUGAUGCGGAUACAUUUGGAUUCAUUUUUUAAGACCUGCAAAAUGGGCUACUCCUUUUUCACCGUCUUGCAGAGUCUGAAACAGUGA
Molecule: messenger RNA, 1134 nt
Organism: Anastrepha obliqua
Lineage: Eukaryota; Metazoa; Arthropoda; Insecta; Diptera; Tephritidae
Product: odorant receptor 33b-like
Exons: 2
Coding region: 1-1134 (377 amino acids)
Biological process (GO): sensory perception of smell; detection of chemical stimulus involved in sensory perception of smell
Cellular component (GO): plasma membrane
Molecular function (GO): odorant binding; olfactory receptor activity
Source: RefSeq, a predicted model, not a curated record